This is a messenger RNA of Vigna radiata var. radiata (mung bean), 1776 nucleotides long. Its product is annotated as proline transporter 2. Lineage: Eukaryota; Viridiplantae; Streptophyta; Magnoliopsida; Fabales; Fabaceae. The record is from RefSeq and is a predicted model, not a curated record. The coding region runs from base 287 to 1615 and encodes 442 amino acids. The transcript has 8 exons. Gene Ontology annotation, cellular component: plasma membrane.
CCCUUCGACCAUACCCAAUAGGAGGAAUUCGGGGUAACCUUUCAUUUGAAAUGAAUUGGGAUAACACCCACCACCAUCACAUGCAACAUUAACUUUCUUUCAUUCAUAAUUCAUCAACCAACCUUUCACCGGGCUCUCGUUCGUUCACUUCAGCCAACAGAAGGGUGUUGGUUCAUCCGUUCACGCUGGCGGUAAGGCAUUGUUUGGAAGGAGCAGCAUCUUACCGUCACGCUGCUCUCCACGACAACAAAACAACAAACACUACCUUCGGUGACAACAACAAACAAUGGGAAGAGGAGACAUUGAACUCGAAACAAACAAGGUCUAUGACCACGAUGAUGUAGCAGACAUUGAAGUUCCAAGUACCGCUCAUCAAAUUAGCAGCGAUUCAUGGUUUCAAGUGGGCUUUAUCCUCACAACUGGAAUCAACAGUGCCUAUGUGCUUGGAUAUUCAGGAACCGUUAUGGUUCCAUUGGGAUGGACAGGGGGUGUGGUUGGUCUAGUUCUUGCUACCAUAAUAUCACUCUAUGCAAAUGCUUUAAUUGCUCAUCUCCAUGAAUAUGGAGGACAAAGGCAUAUUAGGUAUAGAGAUCUUGCUGGAUUUGUGUAUGGUAAGAAGGUCUAUUCUCUCACAUGGGCUCUGCAGUAUAUCAAUCUUUUCAUGAUAAAUACUGGCUACAUCAUUUUAGCCGGUUCAGCCUUGAAAGCUACUUACGUUCUAUUCAGGGAUGAUGGUCUAUUGAAACUUCCAUAUUGCAUUGCCAUAGCUGGACUCGUGUGUGCAAUGUUUGCCAUCUGCAUUCCUCAUCUUUCAGCUCUUGGAAUUUGGCUUGGAUUUUCAACUAUCUUCAGCCUAAUAUACAUUAUCAUAUCAUUUUUGCUGUCGCUUAAGGAUGGAUUACAAUCCCCGCCUCGUGAUUACAACCUCCCAGGAGAUGGUUUCAGCAAAGUAUUCACCAUAAUUGGGGCAUCUGCAAACCUUGUGUUUGCAUUUAAUACGGGCAUGCUUCCUGAGAUACAGGCAACAAUUAGGCAGCCAGUUGUGAAGAACAUGAUGAAUGCACUGUACUUUCAGUUUACUGUUGGAGUUUUACCUUUGUACCUAGUUACGUUCACAGGAUAUUGGGCUUAUGGAUCUUCUACAUCAGUGUAUUUGCUUAACAGUGUAAAUGGUCCAGUUUGGGUGAAGGCUUUGGCCAAUAUUACAGCCUUUCUUCAAUCGGUCAUCGCAUUACAUAUUUUUGCAAGUCCAAUGUACGAGUUUUUGGAUACUAAAUAUGGGAUCAAGGGAAGCGCAUUGAAUGUUAAAAACAUGUCAUUUCGAAUCGUGGUAAGAGGUGGUUACCUGGCUUUUAACACAUUUGUGUCGGCUUUCUUGCCAUUCCUUGGAGAUUUCAUGAGUCUGACGGGGGCGAUAAGCACAUUUCCCCUUACAUUUAUUCUUGCAAACCAUAUGUACCUUAAGGCAAAGAAGGACAAACUAACAAGCUCGCAAAAGCUAUGGCAUUGGUUAAACAUUGGUUUCUUUUCCAUCAUGUCUAUUGCAGCAACAAUUGCUGCCAUUCGACUUAUUUCUGUAGACUCCAAAACAUACCAUGUUUUUGCUGAUUUGUGAGAUUCCUUCUAUUCUUUCAGCAAUAGAAACCCAGUAAUUUUUAGUGUUUAAGUUACCUUUUGUUUUAGGAAUAAAGAUAAACAUAGGAUUUCAUCGUAGGAGAUUGUAUUGUACCAAUGUGUUGAUGUAUUUAGUUGAGUAAACUUUUUACUUUUGAAUAA